GCUCAUUUGUUUGUUUCCCGAUCGCGAAGAGUAGUGUGUGUCGAAUAAAAGCGCAAAAAAAACCUUCUGUGAAAAUGUAUAAAGAAAUCGAAUUGAUAUUCGAUCAAAAAUUAAAAAACAAGUGAAUACAUGAAAUUAAAAACGACGCAAACAAAUCGAAAUUCGGGGCAACAGUGUAAAAGCAGUUGUGUUGGGAAAAAAUUCAAAAAUAAAGCGAGCGAAAAAAAAAAAAAAACAGAGUGUGUGAGCCAUUCAACAACUCGAAUCAAUUGGAAAAAUGGCGUCCGUAGAUAAAUCAUUGGACGCAGCAAAUAUUGAUGAUAAUGCGGAGACAGAUGCAACGUCAUCGUGUCUGAACGAUCCAAACUAUGCAAUAAUUUGUGUAUUUCUACAAAAAUUUGGUGGCCAAUUGAAAAUCGAGCAUCCGGACUUUUUGCGAUUACAGAAAAUGAUCGAAAAUACGGACGAGGUUCAUGAUGAGUUAAAACAAUUCUUUGUUAAACUUCUGCGAAAGACGAGAAAAAGUGUUCAGCCAGACAAACUGGAUUCGGCGCUUGCCAAAUUUUGUUACACAUACUCUGCACAAGAUGCUUGGGAAGUCGAACGAUUUGGUUACAAAAAAUCAAGUUUGGCCGUUAAGCUACGGAUAUUAAAGGAGGUUCUAGAGAGUCAAUUCGAUAAGAAUCCAAAUUUUCGUACGCUAAUCAGUGCGCAGACAGCAGCUGAACUUCGAAGUCAACCAUUGGGCAAAGAUAAGCUAGGCAAUGCAUAUUGGAGCAUAGUGGACGAACAGUGCAAUUUGCGUAUAUAUCAAGAGCAUUUGGAUGAAGAAAUUUGGAAAGUGGUUGCAACGAAUCGCGAUGAAAUGGCCAAAUUAAUUACAUGCCUUCGUGGCAAUGAGCUGGUUAUGCCAUCACUUGUUGGUAUUAUCGAUGAAGACAGCAGCAGUAAUAGUAUGCCGGCAAAAGUUGAUGCAUUACAAAAUGAAAAUGGCACCAACAAUACCACCAACGAUAGUGACGAUAAAAAUGUACCAUGUCUUAAAAUAAAAUUGAACUCAAAUGGCGGCGAAUCGACCGUUGAACAAAUAUCAAACAGUGACAAUACAAACGGUGCUAAAAAUCCAUCACAAAACGAUAGCAUUGAAGACGACGAUGGUGAGGAAGAGGAGGAGGAUGCAAGCAUUAUGUCAGAAAUUGACGAACAAUCACAGGCAGCUAGUGAAAGCAGUGCAACUACCGUUGGAACAAAGUCAAAUGAAACACAAGGAUCAAAGCGAAUAUCAUUGAUGGCCUCGAAACCACCGUCAAAUGCAAAUAAAUUAAAACUACGAAUAUUUGCCACCGAUACGAAAACAACAAAACGCAGUUUAGACGAUGAUUCGGAUACGGCAGGUAGCAAAAAUAAACGACCAGCGAUGCAAGAUAAAAAGAAUGGAGAAGACGAUGACAGUGAAUUCGACAGUGAAGAAAUGUCUGAUGAAGAAUUGGAUGAGAGUGGCAAUGAAGGAAGCAUUGGUCAAGCCAUUGAAGAGCCAACGAUGUAUGUGCAAGGCGAAGGAUCUGGGACGGAUAAUAAUUGUGAAAAUACCAUGUGGUUAGAUUGUUACAAUGAUGAAUGUGAUGACAAUGACGUUGGUGAAUCGAUUGAAGAGGAGAUAAUUUAUGUAUUUGGCGAAGGAAGCGGACGGGAUUGUGAUGUUGGAAACAAUGACAUUAAAUCAACCGAAACACCGCCGAGCAGCAGUGCAACAACAGCACCACCACAGCCGGUUGUUCAAAGUAAACCAAUGUUUUUCUUUGGCACAGCUGGCUGUUUAAAACUCAGUCCAAUGAAACCAGUUGUUACCGCGGAAGAUUCGUCCGCCACACAUGAAAAUAAAAAUGACAUCGAAAAUGAAAAAUGUCAAGAGUCUUCUUCAUCGUCAAUUGCUAACGAAUCCAGUACCAACGAUACAAAUUCAAUUGCCUUAGAUGCCAAAAGUGAAUGUUCCGCACCGGAAAAUACAGCAAACAGUACCGAUGAAACGGAUAAAGGAAUCUCAAUUAAUAACGAAACAGUAGCCAUUCUCGCAAAUGAACCACAAAACAAUGUUGGCGAUAAAAUCGAUAGCACAUCAACUUCCAAAAAUGAUUCAACAACAAAUGAAAACAAAACACAAAUUGAAGCCACAACGCACGCCGACGAACAAUUGAAUGUGACGGCUUCGAGUGAAUCAUCAUCGGCUGCGACAAUAGCAAAUGAAAGUUCUAAAGAAAAUAUCGAAUCAAAUAGUUCAGUGGCCUUAGCUAAGAUAUCAGUACAAGAAAGUGAAUCGAUUGAAGAAGAAUCAUUGCCUACGACAAGUACAGUGUUGCAAAUUGAAAGCGAUUUAUUAUCGAACGAUAGAGAAAAUGAUAGUUGCCUAGAAAAGCAAUGGCCAGAACCUCGGGUGCCCAAUGACAAGGUGGCAAUUGAAAAUCAAUCCGAAAAUAAACUUAAUGAAAGUAGUGAAAUUGUGAAUGAAACGAACGAUUUGGCAAAUAAAAGUGAACUGGAGAAUGAUAAUCAAAGUAGUGUAAGUCAAUUUGAAAACGAACCAAGUGGUGAACAAGCAAUCGAAUUUCCUACUUCCAAAACUGAUGUGAUUGCCGAAAUAAAUGAGCCAUCCGAACAAGUACAAGAAACAAACGAUUUAACCGAACGAAUUGAAAGCGAUGUUACGCCUUUGGUUGAGGAAGAAGUUCCACAAAAAACAGAAAAUGAAUGUUCAAAUGUAGUGGAUAAUGAGAGCAAUAAUCAAGUUAAGACUGAUAGCCCAAACGAACAAAAUGCUAUUGAUUCGGAACCAAUUGGAAAAUUGUCACCAGUUCAAGAAACAAGUGAACAAAGUGUUUCGAAUGUUAUUGAAGAAACAGAAUGUAAAGAGCUAGAAAAUAAUCCACCUACAUCCAUUGAAACUCCAAUUGAAUUGCCUAAGCAAAUCGAAAACACCAUACAAGAUGAAACACCAUCCGAACAAACGGCUGAAUUAAUUGAAGCCGAAGAAACGCCCAAACAACCAGAAGUGACCUCAGCACCAAUUGAAAGCCACAAUGAACAACCGCCACUUUCCCAUGAAAGCAUUGAACAACAAAUUGAAGAACAAAGUGAGGAACGAAUUGAAAGUCCAUCUACACCAAUUGAAUCUGUGGUGAAUGAAUCUCCCAAAACACCUUUAAAUGAAAUUGACCACGAAGAGCCGGAGCUGGAACCGGAGCCAAUUUCGAAUGAAACUAUCGAUAGCGAGUCCAUUCCGAGCGAUAUAAUUGAAUCCACUUCAAUCGCAUGCGAACCGGAAGCCAUCGAGCAAAAUAAAAGUGAGAAAGAGGUCGUUUCAAUAGAAGUCUCUGAUCUCGUUAGUGAAUCACAACCCGAACAAUCAAAAUCCGAAGACGCAUUAGAAGACCAAAAUGUAGCAGAGCCACAGACAACUACUACUACUGAAUUGAUGCCGGUGCCAGUGAUUGAAAAGCGAAAAUCGAUCGAUCAAAUUGAAGAAGCAUCCGAACGUAAAAAAAUUUGCGAAGAAAAGGUGACCGAAGAGUUUGAACAGCCGCCAACACUCGAAGAAGAAAAACCAAUCGAAAUUCCAUCAAUAAGUCAAUUGGAACCAUGUGUUUCCAAUUCAGCCGAGGAAUAUGCAGAGAUUACUGACAAAAAUGAAAUAGCUCAAUCUGAUUUCAAUGCGGCGGAGGUGCCAAAUCAGUUGGAAGCAACAAAAUCAUUGGGAGAAGUGACAUUGAUUGCUUCAAACAAGGAAGAAUCAUCCACAGAUUCCGUGGAAACCAAAGUUGAUAUUUGGCAUGAAACAUCAAAAAUCGAUCAAGCCGAUUUACCUGACAAAGUCUUAGUUGCUUCGGUCGUAAGUGAGGUACCAGCAAUUGUAAGCGAAAAAGAGCCGGUGUCAAUCGAAACAAAUGUGGAAACGACAGAGGUCACAGAAACGCAAGAAAGUGUAUCAAUUGUUCAAAAAGAUCAAAAAGAAGAAGAUGCAACUCAAAACACACGAUCUGCCCAAUUACGAAAUCGUAAGCGUCGAAUAUCGGGUGAAAAGGCACGUCAUUCGUCGGAAAGUGAUGAUAAUAAUGAUGCAUUAAUCGAGUCACCACUGUCACAAGACGCUAGCAGUGACGAAGAAGUCGGCGGAAAACGUAUUAAGAUGCGACCAAAAACGGUGAAGAGAACGUUACGCAAAUCGGUUGAACAAAAACGUAAUAUCAAAGACACUGAUUGGAGCAGCGAUGAGAAUGAAAAACCGAACGCGAAACGAGCAACAAACGAUAUUUCGAAACAAACAGAAAAUAUAUUACCAUCACCGGAACAAAAUGCACCUGAUGUUAAAGAGAAAAAACCAUCGCCUAUCAAAGAGGAAAGUGUGGGGCCGGCAGAAAAAAAGGUAGAAGCACCAAGUGCGAGUGAAGAGACAAAAAUCAAAGCUGAAGAACCCGAAGAACCGGCCGAACAUCAAUCUGAUGAAGAACAAGCCACACCAACUCGUCGUCCAGGUCGACCGGCUCGACGUGGCAGAAAACCAGGUCCAAAACCAAAACAAAAACCAGUGGAAGAGGUCAAAGUCGAUGAGAUAAAAGAGGAAUCCAAAGAAGAAACAACCGAACAAACUGAAUGUAUGAAAGAAGAGAAAAUCGAAACGCCAUCCAUCAAACCGGAAACACGAAGAAAAAAGAGAAGUUUGCUUGGUUUGGAUAUUGCUGAAAUUGAAUCGGCACAAGCAAGUAUUGAUGAGACUCCGGUGCGACAAUCACGACGAAUUGCACAAAUUAAAAUUCGCGAAGAGGCCGAACGCCGUAAGGCCGAAGAGGUUGCACUGCAAAAGAUGAAAGAAGCAUCGGAAAAGAAGAAGAAAGGUGUUGUUGUCAAAGAAAGCGAAUCGGAAGAGGAGAAUAGCGAAAGUGAGGUAAAAUUGGAGAAGAAAAAACGACUUAAAAAGGUCAAUAAGGAUAAACCAUGGCAAACCAAUUCGGACGAUUCAAGCGAACGGGAAGAGGAAGAUGUUUAUGAACAUGAGGAUGUUGAACGUUUACCACCAUUGGGAUCGGAUCAUGAAUUUUCACCCGAAUCCGACAUUGAAGAUGAAUCACAAAUUGUACCAACAAAACGUGCACGAACUGCACGCAAGGAUAAAACGGAGCGCCGCGAAGAAGAAUCGGAAGAAGAAGAGGAUAUUCAUGCCUGUCAAAAAUGCAGUAAAAGCGAUCAUCCCGAAUGGAUUUUAUUGUGCGAUAAAUGUGAUAAAGGUUACCAUUGUUCAUGCUUGAUUCCAGUGCUAUUCGUUAUUCCCGAAGGAGAUUGGUUCUGUCCGCCAUGCCAACAAGAUAAACUGAUCGAUCAAUUGGAGGCAAAACUUAUCGAGUACGAUAAUAUGGUGCAACAGAAAGAAAUUGAAGAAGCACAACGUCAACGAUUAUUGCUAACGACAAUCAGUGAAGCAAAUGUUAUAAAAGAUACAAGACGAGAUCGUCAACGUUCACGCGCUCAAGAUAUCGGAUCGGAUGACACAGAUGAAUCAUCGUCAACGGACGAAGAAAGUGAGGCCGAAGGAAAGGCAAACAAUAGCGAACGACGAACAAGACCGCGAACAGAACGACAACGUAAUCGAAUUGAAAGCAGUGAACAUAGCAGCAGUGACAAUACAUCGGACAACGAACCAAUUUACAAAUUACGCAAACGACGUCAAGCCAAUGUUAGUUACCGAUUUAACGAGUACGAUGAACUGAUCAAUCGUGCCAUCAAAUCGGAAAUGGAUGAAGUGGCCGGUGCUGGUAAUUUGGGACGUGGCAAAGAUAUAUCAACCAUUAUCGAUGCGGUUAAAGAAGAAAAACGUCUGAAAAAACUCGAAGAACAGCAAAAAGAACGUGAACUAGCUGGUGAAACAAAGAAAAACGAUGAUAAGGAUGAUGAUGGUAAUGAUAAUGAUUCGGAUGAUCAACCGUUGAAAUCGAAAGCCGAUAAGUCUGAUGGUAGCGAUUCAGAACCGAUUCGACCGAAAGCGAUUAAGCGUUCAAAGAAUAUAAGCAAAAAGAAGAAGAAACUGAAUAGUUUGGACAUUGAUUCAGAGGAAGAUGCCGAUUCAUCAGACGAUGACUUCAACACCAGCUCCUAUUCCGAUGACGAAGAAGAAGACGAUUCAAGUGCGCCUAGUGAAAGUUCAUUGGACAGCAUUGUGAAGAAGAAAAGAAAAGGUCGUGGCGGUAUAUCAACUCGACGUUCGGUUCGUGAACGUAAAAAGCGAUACGAUGCUGAUUUCAUCGAUGAUUCAUCGUUUGAUGAUGAAGAUAAUGUUCCACUUGUGAAGAAGAAGAAGAAAGUCGAAUCGGAUUUUGAUGAAUUUGACGAUAGUUCGGAAGAGCUAGAGGAAGACGUUGAUAGCGAUGAUUUGUGUGACGACAGCACCGAUGAAAGUGACAGAUCUUGGGGAAAGAAGAAAAAGAAAGCAUCGUCAUUCAAAAGUAGCGGCAACAAUAAAAAUCGUAAGAAGAAGCCAGAUGGUGAGCGAUCAUUCAAAGGCAAAACCGCAAAGAAAAAAUCGAAAAUCUCCGAUGAUGAUGAUGACGACGACACUGAUGAAGAAUAUGGCGAUGAAGUGCUGCCAAAAAGUCGUCGAACACGUGGCAAAAAACUGCCAUAUCUAUUGGACGACGAUUUCGAUAGUUCAGACGAUGGAAUUAAGCCCGGAGUUAAACGUCCAGAUACACCGCCAGAAGAACGUGCUGCAUUCAUAAAGAAACAAGAGGAAAUCAAGCGAAUGUUAGCUGAAAAAGAAAAUGACGAUAAAUCACUGCAAAUUCCACCGCCACAAAAUGAUUCGUUAUCAACGAUACCACCUCAAAUCAUCCAAUCAGCCAAAGCGCUCGAUGUUGAUCUAAAGAAAUCGGCCAUCUUACAUCGAAAUGCCAGCGAUAACGAUUCGAAUGGUUUCGAUGAUGAUUUGCCAGAAGAUUUUGAUCCCGAAGACAUGGACGAAGAUGCGAUUGCCAAAAUGAUGGAAGAAGAAGAAUUUGCACAACAACAAUUAAAAUUGGCCGGUGAAACUAUACGAAAUCGUAAACUAAAAGAUGCAUUAACGGAUCCAAUGAAAAAAGACGAUUCACCGACCAAAUUAACCAUUGAAACUGGUGCAAGCGUUAUAUUGCCAGUGAAUAUACCUCCAUCAUUGGUAUCGCCAUUACCACUGACAGCGUCACAAUUAACAAUACCCGAUAUUCCACCAUCAAUGUAUACGGCACAAUUUCAAGGUGCAAACAGCAAACAAACAACAACACCAAAAAAACGGGGACGAAAAACAAAAGACGACAUUUCACCAAUUAUCGCACCAUUAUCAAAAGAACCACAUCCACAAAUACCAACAAUACAACAUACAUCAAUUUUAACACCAAACAAACCAAAUACUCCACUCAAUAUGCCAUCAGUAUUACAGCAUGCGCUCACACCACAAUUAUUCACAUCGCCAACCAUUCAACAUACAUCGUCGGUCAUUGCUCAUUCGUCGGUGAUUCAACAACAACAACCGCCACGGCUGCCGCCAAUGCAACAAACAGCUGCAUCGGCCAUGCUGGGCCUAGCACAAGCUCGUGAUCAUAUUAUACCAUCAACAUUGAACGUACAAAAUACACGACUAUUGGAUCCAUCCGAACUUGGCAAGCCACCCGAAGAUUUACUCGAUCCGUCGGCGAAAAAACGAGCACGAAGUAGAAAAAAGAUUACACCGACCAGAGAAUCAUUGACAUCACCGCCAAAUGUUACCGUUUCACCGGGUGGUAUCACUCAAUCAACACCAGUCACAAUACCAAAUGUUCCGAACGUAUCGAAACCACCAUCAUCCAUCUUAUCGGAACGGUUAUCAGCCAAUCCAGUUGAUAAAGCCGGACUAUCAAUCGCCACUCCACCAUCACUAUAUUCAGCAAGCAGUCGAUCUCAAGCAUCGGUCAUUACACGAUUGACACGACCAUCACAACGACAACCUUUCCCAUCUGGACAAUCUCCGCCACAACGAUAUUAUGCACCAAACACAUCAAUGCCACCACAUUCGAUACCAUCAACGGCAACUGGAGCACAUUCACGACCAUAUCAUACGCCAAACGUAACCGUUGCCUCAGGUCAAAGACCACCGCCUUUAGUUCCACCGCCUCACGCAAGCAGUCAUCUACCACCUCAUCCAAUGUAUAUGCGAGGGCAACCUGGUAUUUAUGGCGGCUAUCCAAAUAUUCAACCACCGCCAAUGCAUCGAUCAUUACAAUCACUCGAACAUGCUACGAAUUCCCCACAAAAUUUCCCAGGAGCAUAUCAAAAUUUGCCAUUUGGUGGUUAUUAUGCGGCAGCUGCAGCAGCCGAUCGAAGAUCAGGUGCAAUAAUUGGUACAUUCGAACCAUUUGAUAAUAAAAAUCCAUCGGCUCACGAUCGAUUGCCAGCGUAUGCACAUCCAAGCCUCGGUUUGGCCGCAUUGGCCGGCCGAAAUCCAACCGGAGAUGGUGAUGAUGAACGUGGACAGCCCGGUGCUGGCGGUAGCACAAGUGAAUUUAGUGGUUUGGUUAGUUACUUCAGUUCGCAACAAGAUGAUUUGGAUUCAUAAAUGUCGAGAUCAAAUCAAUACACACACACAUGCGCAAUCCACACACAAACACUUUUAAAUCGUAAAGCCAUGAUUUCAUUUAGUCAUUGACGAAGUAAUAAACCAUUGCAGAAACUACUACUUAAUUAGAUUUAAACAGAUUUAGUACUCGUUAUUUGAGUUGAUUUUAUAAAAAUGGACGAGCAAACAUUGUUUAGUAAAUCGAUAGAACAAAAAAUGAAACACACACACAAACACACAAACACAGCGAUGUAGUCACAAACAUCACGCACCUACUCAAAUGUACGACAACCCCCGCGUACAAAGAAAAAUACAAAUCAUGUUCCAUAAACAAAAUAAAAAACCCACACCAAUUCACACGUUACAUAAAUACAUUUGUAUGAUAUAAAGCUAUUUAGAUGAGAAGAGUCAAAUGUUUAUGGUUUUUGCAUAGAAUUUGAAAUUUAGUAGAGAUAUAGUGUCUAAUUCGUGUAAUAUAAUUGAAAACAAAUCUUAUGCAGAAAGACGAUGUUCAUCAUAUUUCUCUGAUAAAUCAACUGUUACACGACAAAUUUAACUCACAAAUUAAGUUUAGCGAAUCAAAAAAAUAAUUAUAAUAUUGUAGUAUUUAUGUAAGAAUAAUUUUGUCUUUUUGUUUCUCUACUCCAUUUCGCUUUGACAAGCGAUCAUUGAUUUUAACCUUGCAAAGUGUAAAAAAAAAUUUAUACAUUUAACCAGAUUGAUAAAUUUACAGAAUAGAAUUUAAAUCCAAAUGGGAAAAUGUAUUUUUAUUUAUUUUCGUAUUAGUCAAGUAAAUAAUGAAACAACAAACACAUAAUCAAAUUUAAUAUGUCAUCCGCUGACAGUGUCAAUGUAAGUAAUCCCUUUCCAUGAUAUAAAAUGAUAUUUAUAUAGUAUAUAUGAAAGCAGCUUGUGCAAGCUACAAAAUGAUUAUGAUUAUUGUAAUAAAACUAAACAAUACAAAUCCUAGACACUUUUUAUUUUAAAAUAAUUUCCAUAUAUUAGUUUGUCCAAUGUCAGCGUAGAAGUAUCGUUUUCACAAGACAAACGAUUUAAUCGUCGGUAGUUAUAAUUUUUAGUUAAAAUUUAAGCAAUAACACCAUGAACAAAGUUUUCAUGAAUUUAAUUUACAAUUCAGUUCCCAACAAAAAAAUAAAAGAAUAUUAAACAAACAUCAACAACAUAGACAUAAAUUUUUAUUAUUUAU
Messenger RNA from Contarinia nasturtii (swede midge), 9815 nucleotides. RefSeq names its product titin homolog. The transcript is spliced from 12 exons. The record is from RefSeq and is a predicted model, not a curated record. Bases 278 to 8608 code for a protein of 2776 amino acids. NCBI's taxonomy places the organism in Eukaryota, Metazoa, Arthropoda, Insecta, Diptera, Cecidomyiidae. Gene Ontology annotation, cellular component: RSF complex. Gene Ontology annotation, biological process: regulation of DNA-templated transcription.